This is a messenger RNA of Magnolia sinica, 2724 nucleotides long. RefSeq names its product heat stress transcription factor A-3-like. Gene Ontology annotation, molecular function: RNA polymerase II cis-regulatory region sequence-specific DNA binding; DNA-binding transcription factor activity. NCBI's taxonomy places the organism in Eukaryota, Viridiplantae, Streptophyta, Magnoliopsida, Magnoliales, Magnoliaceae. Bases 378 to 2513 code for a protein of 711 amino acids. Gene Ontology annotation, biological process: regulation of transcription by RNA polymerase II. Gene Ontology annotation, cellular component: nucleus. The record is from RefSeq and is a predicted model, not a curated record. The transcript is spliced from 2 exons.
GAGUCCGUGGUUCAUCCCCGGUGGGGCCCAUCCUCUCCGAGCCCCCAACAUGGCGCUCAAACCUAAAGACUUUUCUUCUACCCGCCAACGACUGUUACUGCCGGGAAAGCCCGUUUCUCCGCGUAUUACAAAUACCCACCACCGCCUUCGUCUCUUUCAACAAGAAAAAAAAAAUAAAAUAAAAAAAAUCGAAAGUUCCAGAAACCCUAACCCUAGAUUUUUAUCUCAGAAAAAAGCUACAGAAAGUCGGCAAAGCCCAGCUCUAUAUAAAAUGCCCUCUCCUCCACCGAUCAUUUCUCCUCCAUUCAGAGAGAGAAGGAGAGGGAGUUAUCUUUUUUCUCUCCGCAAAUCAAAACCCCCUAAUUUCCUCCCCGUUGAUGGCUUCCAGAGAAAACCCCUAUUUCAAUCGGUUGAAAUCCCCACCGUUGGCUCCGCCACCUUCUUCGUCUUCUUCUUCUCCUCCAUUGAUCAAUUUGGAGGUCUCGAUCGGAUCAACUUCCUGUGAGAAACCGGAUUUCAGAGCCCCUUCUGCUCUGAAAUCGUCGAAAGACGGGUCUUUUGGAGAAAUAACGGGUUUCUCGGAUACUGAAGAGUUUCCGUCUUCUUCUUCUCCAUUGAUGGAGUUCGAAGCAUUUUCUGCUUUGCAAUCAUCCAAAGACAGCUCUAUUGGGGAGAAAUCGGGCGUUUCCAUGAUGAAAGAGCUUGUGUCACCUUCUUCGUCAUCUCCUUUGAUGGAAUUUGAAGCCUUUUCAGUUCUGAUGUCUUCCAAAGAUCACUCUCUGAGAGAGAAGGUGGGGUUUUCUCGGGAAAUUCCAUCUUUUUCAUUGUCUUCUUCGGUGUUGAUGGAUUUUGAAUCCCUUUCUGCUCCAAUGUCUUCCAAAGGUAGCUCCUUUGGAGAAAAAAUGGGCUUGAAAGAGCAUUCGUCUACUUCUUCUUCACUGAGUAUGGAUUGUGGAGCUUUUUCUUUGGUGAAAUCCGAAAGUAAAAGCAGCUCAUUUGGAGAAAAAAUGGUUCUUCCUGCCAUGAAAGAGCCAUCUUCUUCAUUAAUUGGCUCUAAAUGCAGCUCGUCUGAGGAAAAGGUCAUGAACUUUUCCUCACCUCAAAUGCUGCCAGAGACUGGAAGUUCUAUGGAUGCAGAGCGAGAAAAAAUGGGGGUUCCUCAGCCCCUUGAUUGCCUCCAAGGCAUCCCAAUCCCCCCAUUCCUUUCCAAGAUUUAUGAUCUGAUUGAUGACCCGUCAUUGGAUUCAGUCAUCUCGUGGGGCUUGAGCGGAGAGAGCUUUGUGGUGUGGGACCCUGUGGAGUUCUCACGGGCUGUCCUUCCUCGCCAUUUCAAGCACAACAAUUUCUCCAGUUUUGUUCGGCAGCUCAACACAUAUGGUUUUCGCAAGAUUGAUACAGAUCGGUGGGAGUUUGCUAAUGAAGAAUUCCUGAAGGGGAAGAGGCAUCUGUUAAAAAACAUCCACAGGCGCAAGUCAUCUCAGGUCCCGCAGAUUGGGCCCUCUCUGGGGCCAUCCCUUGUAACAGUGAAAUCCGAAUUGGAAGAUGAGGCCGAGAAACUGAGAAAAGACAAGAACUUGAUGAUGCAGGAGGUUGUGAAAUUGCAGCAGGAGCACCUCACAACAGUCAACCAAGUGGACAGGAUGAACCAACGGCUACAGGCAGCAGAGCAGCGGCAGAAGCAGAUGGUCUCUUUCUUGGCAAAGGUACUUCAAAACCCAGUCUUCUUAACCCAUCUUCAGCAUCAGAAGGAACAGCAUGAGAUUGCUGCUAUGCGGGUAAAAAGGAAGUUUCUCAAGCAGCAACAAGCGGGCCACAGCAAUCAGGGCUCAUCUAUGGAAGGGCAGAUAGUGAGGUACAAACCAAGUUUGGGUGACACAACUACAUCUAUGACAGCACUGCAAGAUGUUGGACCAGAUGCAGGUAAACAACUACCAGACUAUCUUUUACAAGAUAUGGUGGGCAAGCUCGGGCUUGAUGCAGUUUCUGGUGCUGAAGCCCAAAUCGGGGGUUUCACUUCUGAUGAAAUAGAGCAAGAAUUUACAGAAGCAUCGAAUCAGAUUGGAGUGGAGGGGUCCAGAUUGUCAACUGUGGACCCCAGCGAUGUCCACUUCAAGCAGAAGAAUGUAUUGAGCUCCCACACUGAUGUUAGCUCCAGCAGUUCUGAGUAUUUCAUUUCAUUUCCAGAGGAGUUGUCACAAGAUAAAAUGCCGUUGGUCUUCAUGUCCCCGGCAAUCGAGGGCAUCAUCAAACAGGAAGACAUAUGGAGCAUGGGUUUUGAUGCUGGUGCAAGUCAGCCUAGUUCUAGCCAUGAUGUGUGGGGAAAUAUCCUCAGUUCUGAUGAUCAAGAAUUGGCAUUUUCAGCUGGGUUAUGCAACUUUGGGGACCUUGGAUCACGAAAACCAGAGGAAGGUUCAAGAAUUGACAAGUGGAUGGGUGAUGAGUCCUCUUUCGAUGAUCUCGAAACCCAGCUGGGCCAUCUAGAAGAAGAGCAUUCUCGAGGCAUGGAUCCGUAGGAUGGCGUCCGCUUCAUCUCUUGGUGUCAUUGCAGAUUCUAUUUAUUAUUAUUAUUAUUAUUAUUAUUAUUAGUUUAUGGGUUUGAUGAUUUACAACAAUAAAUUCAGUUACUUUUGGCUAUGGGUUCUUUUUUAGCUUUAUGUUUGUUCUUGCGCUAGUUUGGUAGUACCAUAUUACCCUCCCAUUCUUCGAGAAUUUUUCUGCCAAUCA